GAAAACACCUUGCAGUCACUUCCUCAUAUGACGUCAUCCAGGACAAACCAUUAUUGGCAGCGGGGGUUUUUCGCGCACGGGGAUGAAAACAAAGGGAGAAGAGGGAGGAUUUAGACGGAAACUUCGUAGGUACCAGGUGUAACCAGCACAGGUAUGGCGAACGGUUCUGACGACAGGAAGCGACUGCGAAGGUUCUUCGUGUCUCACCUGGACGCAAAUGACGUGGCAGGUGUGAGCUGGCUGGACCGAAGUGAGGGACUGUUCAGGAUAGACUGGCCUCACGGGGGAAGGAGCGGGUUCAACUCCGAACGGGACGGACUCAUAUUCAAGCUCUGGGCCCAGAAGACAGGCAAAUGGAAACCGGGAGAAGAGGAAAACCCCACCAUGUGGAGCGAGUGGAAGACGCGCGUGCGCAACGCCCUCUUCAAGCUGAAGGACUUCCAGGAACAAGAAGCACUUGGAAACCCGAACGACCCGCGGGAGCCCUUCCGGGUGUAUAAACUCCUAACGCCACCCAAGAGUGUGUCACAAGAACAAGCAGACGACAUAGGUCUGUCCAGCGAGGAAACAUUGGAGUAUUUCAACGAUCUUGACGCCCUUCUGUCGACAAAACCUGAUACACCCGGAUCUAAUGAGGGCGCAUGCGCACCGACACAGCCAAUGAUGUUAAACAUACCCGUUGGGAAUGACGGUGCUCAGACCAACGAUCAGUCCAUGCCGUCCUUAGAAGACUUUGGAAUCAUCACACCGAUACAGACAGCUAUCCCCGAGCCCAGCCAGGGCGCAUGCGCGAUGCCUCAGCCACUCAUAGCGAACGUACCACCGGAGUCCUGUGCCCAGCCUGUGGACCAAUCAACGGCGUCCUUACAAAGGGAACUUUUUGGGCCGUUUUCGAAUUUCCAAGAUUGUGAGGUGCAGGUGUGUGUACUGUACCGUGGUGUUCAGGUGAUGGACCAGCCCUACACCGUCCCGACAGGCUUCAGGGUCUUCCACGGCUCCCAUGUGGAACAGAUGGCCAGCAGACAUGCAUGCCAGAUCUUCAGCAAAGAUGGCGAGAAGUUGUUCGGACCAGAGAACGUGGUGCCAGUCCCUCUGCCCGACUGUACACCUCACACGCUGACCCCGAAACAGCGCGACUCCACCCUGAAGCUGCUCAACGGUGCCAAACGCGGAAUACUCUUCCAGUUUGACGGCUGUGGAAACAUCUGGGCCUACAGACUCUGCGAGACUGCCGUCUACUGGCUCGAUCCUAACUCAUCCCAGGCCCCUAUCAAGCUGGAGCGAGAAACCCCCACCAAAGUCUUCGACAUUCUGCAGUUCCUAGAGAUCCUGCAAGGCUACGCCACUGACACUACCGGCAGCAAGAAGAAGCCUCUGCCCUACUUCAAGUUCUGCAUCGGGCAGUCCUGGAAUCUCGAAGAACCCUUCGAGAAGAACCUUGUCUCCGUGACGGUUUACCAGAAGACGGCGGCCGAGCAUCUUGAGACGGUGAGACAGAACAAGGACAAGACGUCUCUCUCCCUAAAGUUUUCCGAGCCAACCGAAGACGACCACCUGGUGGCAAACCUCGAGCAGCUCAUCGCCAACCUCAGCCUGCAGCAAAACUCCCCACCGCCUCCUCUCAAUACUGGCAUGCAGUGAAGACUGUUUGUUUUAUUUGAUAAUAAAUCAUAUCUUGCACUUCCACAUCAAAGACGAGUUCCAAGACUAUAGCGUUUGAGAGAAGAAUUAUAUCAAUUUAGAAAAGAUGUUGUUAAUUAAUAAAUUUCAAGUUGUACCUGCAUGUUAACUUGAGCCAAAGUAGCUCAUGUUACGUGGAUCAACAUACUAAAGUUGUACAGGAAAUAUAAGACACCCCAGCAAUUAGAUUCGUGCCUUAACAUGUAAUUAGAAUAAUUAUAAAGCUAUGGCUUAAUUAAGUUGAC
This is a messenger RNA of Branchiostoma belcheri (Belcher's lancelet), 1925 nucleotides long. Its product is annotated as interferon regulatory factor 5-like. The transcript is spliced from 10 exons. Lineage: Eukaryota; Metazoa; Chordata; Leptocardii; Amphioxiformes; Branchiostomatidae. Bases 154 to 1641 code for a protein of 495 amino acids. The record is from RefSeq and is a predicted model, not a curated record. Gene Ontology annotation, cellular component: nucleus. Gene Ontology annotation, molecular function: RNA polymerase II cis-regulatory region sequence-specific DNA binding; protein binding; DNA-binding transcription factor activity, RNA polymerase II-specific. Gene Ontology annotation, biological process: immune system process; regulation of transcription by RNA polymerase II.